Molecule: messenger RNA, 3113 nt
Organism: Gavialis gangeticus (Gharial)
Lineage: Eukaryota; Metazoa; Chordata; Crocodylia; Gavialidae
Gene: ODAD1
Product: coiled-coil domain containing 114
Biological process (GO): outer dynein arm assembly; cilium movement
Cellular component (GO): axoneme
Source: RefSeq, a predicted model, not a curated record
GCUUUGCCCCAGGACCUCUGUUGGGCCCUGUCCUGUCACAUCCUUGUCCUAGGGACAUGAUGCCCCACCUCUUAAUUCUCAGCCCGUGAGGGCCUCUGCACAGCUCUGCCCCUUUUCAUGCUCCUCCCAGCUGGCCCCAGAUAACCCGAAGAUUUUAAUUUGGCAGCCAGCCCUUGCCCCAUAGGCCAUGGGGCACCCAUAUAUAACCUCGCCACACCAAGGCACCCCAUACCCCCAGCAGGACAGACUACCUUGCAUUAUGUCUUGGAUCUCCACCUAUUCCCCCCGGGUCUGUGGCAAUCACCUGGGUCGGGGCAGUUCCUUAGCACCCUUAGGUGGGUAUUGUGUCCCUUGCCAGGUCCCCGGGGUGGUUGGGGUGGGAGAAGGGCUUCCAGACGCUGGUGGGAACAGCUUCGGGGGGAAGGAUAUCUGGUGGGAGGAGUCAGGGAACGUUGUGGGGGCAGUGUCUUGAUAGAAUAUCUUGGGGUUUGGGCAUAAGGUGUUUGCGUCGUGGCAGGUAUCAUCUUGUGAUGUCAUGGGCCCAUGCUCUGAUCUCAUGGGAUCUUGGCAUGACCUGGAGCCGUGGCAUGAGGAAGUUAUGCAGUGGCAGACAGGGCCUUGUAUAAUGUCAUGGGAUUUUAAUGUGCUGUCAUGUGGGCUGCCUGUGAGAAGGUUGGGAUGUGGCAGGCAUGGGCUUGGUGUGAUGUCAUGUGGCCACAGUGGGCCUUGGCAUAUCAUGGGUCUUGUGUAUGAGGAUUUGGGCCAUGAUGGGUCAGGGCCUUGGUGUGAUAUCAUGCGGUCUUGGCAUGACAUCAUAUGGCUGGGCUUCAAGGGAGUUGGGCCACAUUUUGGAUGUGUGGGAGGGGCUGGGCCAUGGUGGGCAGGACCGUGGCUAGAGCCCUUCUCUGAUGCCCCUCUCCCUGUGGCUCUUCCUGGCCCUUCAGCUGAGAGCGAGCUGGCCAAGCUGCAACGCCAGUUCCGCCUGCUAGAGGGUGACCGUCGUGCCUAUGCCCAGGAGUCACAGGAGACCAUCCGCAGGCAGCUGGCUGAAAUCCACAGGCUGGAGAAGGAGCAGGAGGGGCUGCUGCAGGAGCUGCAGCUGGCAGAGAGCAGGGCCCACCAGCUGCGGGAGCGGGCACAGGCAGGCAGCUUGCGCACCAUGCUGCAGCACAAGGACCGGAUGGAGGAGCAGGUGGCCCAGGAGAGGAGGACAGUGGCAUGUCUGGAUCUGGAGAUCCAGAGCUGGGAAAAGCGGCUGUCGGAGCUGCAGAGGCAUGUGGGCAGUGCCAGCAUCACUGAGCGGGACAAAGCCCGGAUACAGAAGAAGGUGCAGACCCUGGAGAACCAGCUGAACAGGGCCUUGGCCAAGUUCAACUCCCAGCUGGUGCUGAAUGCCCACCUGCGUGAGGAGCUGGAAACCAUGCGCAUUGAGCACAGCCGCUUUGAGCAGCUCUGCCGGCGGCUGGAGAGGGAGGUGCAUGAGAAGCGAAAGGAGAUUGGUGCUGUGAUCGCCACGUCCUCCAUGGCUUAUGAUGCCAGGGAUGAGGCACAGGCCAAGCUGGGGCAGCUGCGGGAAAAGGCGGAGAAGGAUGUGGCACAGCACGGGGCUGAGAUGAAAGAGCUGCAGCGGGUGCUGGACCACGACAGGCGCCUUCGCCAAUUCCUGACCAUCAAGGCACAGGAGCGGAGCCUUACCCAGGAGGCGCUAAAGGCCCGGCAGCAGAGAGCCCAGGAGUUGGCUGAGGGGAAGCGCCGUGACCCUGAGGAAGAGCUGUUGGAGUCCUAUGAAGAUACUUUCAGGCAGCUGCGGGAGCUGAAGGGGGAGGAUGACCUGGACCUGCUGGUGGAGAAAUUCCUAGAAGAGGAAGAUCAAAACUUCGCUGAAUUCAACUACAUCAAUGAGCAGAACAGUGAGCUGGAGCGGCUGGGGGAGCACAUUGCCCAGCUGCAGCAGGAGAUUGUGGCAGCCCAGGCACAGGAGGAGUGGGCAGAGCAGGAGCACCGGGCAGAGCUCCGGGCUGUAGAGACCAAGCAAGAGGCAGUUGUGCAGGAGGCCAAGCACCUGCUUGCCAAGGAGAAGGAGAUCAUCCAGACCCUGGAGCAUGUUAAGGCGGGCAUUAGGGAGCUGUUUGAGGAGCUGGGCUGUGAUCGGACAGGGUUGGAUGAGGUGCUGGGGGGUGGGAUCUUGGUGCGUGACUCCACCUUGCUGCUCUUCCUGGGGCGGAUUGAGCAACGAGCCACUGAGCUGCUGGCCAUGCGCUCCUACCUGGCCUCCAAGAACUUUGAUGACCCUUACGACCCCUCAGAGACAGCACGGCUGCUGCUGGGGCAGACGGAGGGUGUCCCUACUCUGCCCCGCCCCCCACGACCUCCCACUGCCAGGGAAGACCAUGACACUGAGGAGGCCCUGACAGAUGGGAGUGAGGAAGAGGAGAGACCCCUCACCCACAGUGAGCUGAGGGAGCGCAUCCUCCAGGAGGUGCUGAGCCGGGAGGAGACACUUCCCUCCAAGAGGAGCCUGGACCCAGAGCAGGCUGCACGGGGUGCACUGCGCCCCAUGGAGUCUUGAUCUGAGGGCUGAGGUCUCAGGCUCCGGGUAUGGAACAGCCAGUGUGCUGGGCAGAUUGAUGUGAGGACAGCUUCUCCAUCCCAAUGCCAGGGCCCCCCAUCUCUGUCUCCACUCCUCUCCCCCAGGACUGGACCCUCCCCUGCAACACCACCUGGGGCCUGACCUGCCUGUAUCCUGGACUUGUAGGUGCAGGAGGGAGCCCCCAUUUCUGCCCAUAGCUCCACAUGCCUGCCUACCCACCCCUGUUCCUGCUGGAGUGGCUGAUUCCCUGGCCUGUCAACAAGGACCUGAGUGCCUGGGGGACUCUGGCCUCUGGGAUCCCCCUUCUCUGGCAAUCUUGUCUCUCAUUCAAGCCCCCAGUUAAUCAUGGAUCAAAGCUAGUUCCUAUCCUUGGUGUGGCCCCUGGCAGGCCUUCCCAGGGCAAGCACAGCAUGGGUACAAGGGCCCCUGGGGCUGGCUUGUGUUUCUGCCUUCCCUGGCAAGGCUUGCUGUAUCUGCUGUCACCAUACAUGGAGCAGCAAUAAAUGACCCCAGCAACACCGUG